Messenger RNA from Vigna unguiculata (cowpea), 801 nucleotides. The record is from RefSeq and is a predicted model, not a curated record. NCBI's taxonomy places the organism in Eukaryota, Viridiplantae, Streptophyta, Magnoliopsida, Fabales, Fabaceae.
AUGCGUAGAACAAACACUGAAGUUGACAAUUUUAUCGUACCCUCGGUUCUCAAAGCAUGUUGUCUUAUCCCUUCAAUGUUGCUAGGACAAGAGUUGCAUGGUUUUGUGGUGAAAAAUGGCUUUCAUGGGGAUGUUUUUGUGUGUAAUGCUUUAAUCAUGAUGUACAGUGAAGUUGGAAGCUUGGAUUCGGCACGACUUUUAUUUGAUAAGAUUGAGAACAAAGAUGUUGUUUCUUGGAGUACUAUGAUUAGGAGCUAUGAUAGGAGUGACUUGUUUGAUGAAGCAUUGGACCUUUUGAGAGAUAUGCUUGUAAUGGGAGUGAGGCCUAGUGAAACUGCAAUGUUAAGCAUCACACACGUCUUGGUAGAAAUUGCUGAAUUGAAAUUGGGAAAAGCCAUGCAUGGUUAUGUGAUAAGGAAUGUGAAGUAUGGGAAAUCAAAAGUUCCUCUAAGUACUGGUUUGAUUGAUAUGUACGUUAAAUGUGGAAAUUUAGCUUAUGCAACAAAGAUUUUUUAUGGCUUGUCUAAUGCUAGUAUCAUUUCAUGGACUGCUAUGAUUGCAGGCUACAUUCGUUGCAAUAACUUGAAUGAAGGUGUAAGACUCUUUGUCAAAAUGCUUGAAGAGGGUAUGUUUCCAAAUGAGAUAACAAUCCUUAGUUUGGUCAAAGAAUGUGGCAUUGCAGGUGUUCUUGAACUAGGAAAGUGGCUACAUGCUUUCACAUUAAGAACUGGGUUUACCAUGUCUUUGGUUCUUACCACCGCUUUUAUUCACAUGUGUCAACAUGUAAUUUUGUCCGAUUAA